GUCAAGUCGGUGGCCUUCCCCUCUGACUCAAAGUUUAUAGCAGCUGGAUUGAACGACGGUACUGUCAAUGUCUGGAACAGCACGACGGGCGAACCGAUACAGACGAUAAAGAGCAAAAGACAGGUUCGAUUUGAAUUGGUGGCCUUUUCACAUAAUCCAGAUUUUGUGGUAACGUGCUCAAGUCAGUAUAAGAUCGAGAUCUGGGAUCUUAGGACAGGAAAACGCCUGUACACAUUUGGGGCUUGGAAGGAAGAGCUGUGCCUUGCCAUCUCUCCCCACUCAAGGCUUGUGGCGUCGGGCUCAAGUUACGGAACUGUCAAGAUCUGGGAGAGGACUCGUACGGCGGAAAAGCGCCUUCGGGAGCUGCAGAACCAUAGGUACAGUGUCCAUUCAGUGGUCUUCUCGCAUGACUCCAGAUUCAUAGCAUCUGGCUCGUCCGAUGGUACCGUCAGGAUAUGGGAUGUUGAGACGGGCGAGUGCUUAGAAACGUUCAAUGGACAUGAACGCCGCGUUAACUCAGUGGUCUUUUCGCAUGACUCCACGAUGAUAGCUUCUGCAUCGGCUGACAAGACCGUCAAGAUCUGGAAUGUUGGGACGGGUAUGUGCCAGCGAGCACUCCAGGGCCAUCGCGACGGCGUUAACUCAGUGGCCAUUUCGCACGACUCAGGGAUAUUAGUUUCCGGGUCCAGCGAUAAAACCAUCAGGAUAUGGGACGCAAAAACUGGGCAAUGCCUACGGGUGCUUGAGGGUCACAGUACGAAGGUUUCUUCGGUGGCCUUGUCGCACGACUCGACUCGUGUAGCAUCUGGUUCAGACGAUGGUACUAUUAAGAUAUGGAAUAUGUCAAUCUUGCUCACCAUGCUGCCCGCCAGCGGCGUUGACACCCCAACAUCUACCUCGUCGGACUUUUCUUAG
This is a messenger RNA of Trichoderma reesei QM6a, 915 nucleotides long. RefSeq lists its product as uncharacterized. The annotation marks the transcript as partial. The transcript has a single exon. The record is from RefSeq and is a predicted model, not a curated record. Gene Ontology annotation, molecular function: protein binding. Lineage: Eukaryota; Fungi; Ascomycota; Sordariomycetes; Hypocreales; Hypocreaceae.